Messenger RNA from Cuscuta campestris, 2974 nucleotides. The record is from the annotation of a GenBank genome assembly. NCBI's taxonomy places the organism in Eukaryota, Viridiplantae, Streptophyta, Magnoliopsida, Solanales, Convolvulaceae.
UAACUUACGCUCGUGUCAAUCGCCACCAUCAGAUCAUGGCUGCACCGUCGUCGUCGGCGUGGGCGAACGUUAUGCUAGCAGUCUACGAGAAGAAGACGGUGCCCGUGGACCUCUACCGCCCUCUUCGAAACUACAUCGUGAUCAACUACUCCGAACGCGAGGCUCAGAACCUCGAGGACGACCUAGAAACCCUUAAGCAGCUACGCUCCGAUAUCGAGCGUGGUCCCUCCGACUCUCUACCUGCCCGUCGCGAUCUGCUCCAGAGUUACUUUAAAGCCCUGUGCGCUGUGGAGUCCCGUUUCCCCAUUUCACCCGAUAAGGAUCAUAUCAAUUCGGUGACGUUUACCUGGUACGAUGCCUUCAAGAACAAGCUGAAAGCUUCUCAGCAGAGCAUUCAUUUAGAAAAAGCUGCAGUUCUGUUUAAUUUGGGGGCAGUUCACAGUCAAAUUGGGCUGAGUUUUGAUCGAUCAUCUGUUGAUGGGAGAAGGCAGGCAUCACACUCAUUUAUUGCAGCUGCUGGAGCAUUUGCUUUCUUGAGAGAUAAUGUGGCAAUGAAGGCGUCUAUGGGGAGCUCUACCACUGUGGAUGUGUCUGCUGAGUGUGCUGGGAUGUUAGAAAGGCUGAUGCUUUCUCAGGCUCAGGAAUGUGUAUUUGAGAAUACAAUUGCCAAAGGAAGCAGUCCUGGGGUCUGUGCAAAAAUUUCUAGACAGGUUGGAAUCUUUUAUGAGGAAGCUUUGGCAGCUUUAAACGUCGUCCCUCUUAGCCAGCACUUUGAGAAAGCAUGGGUAGCUCAUGUUCAGCUUAAGGCAGCUUUGUUUUAUGCUGAAGCUUGUUAUAGGGUUGGUUUAGAGCUCCAUGAAAAAGAAGAGAUAGCAGAGGAGAUUGCAAGGUUGAAGAGUGGGAUCAGUGUUCUCUCCGAGGCAAAAAGGACAGCACCAAGAGGGACAACACAGCAGCUAUUAGAUGCAAUCAACAAAUUAGAAGUCAGCCUUAAUCAAAACUUGGAGAUAGCUGUGAAGGAGAAUGAUAGAGUCUAUCUUAUGAGGGUUCCUCCUGUCAGUUCUUUAGCUCCCCUUCCAGCCUUUUCAAUGGUCAAGCCUAUGCCCAUGAAUGAGGUGCUGGAUGCAACCAAGGAGAAGAUGUUUGCAAGUCUUGUUCCUGACAACAGUGCAAAAUCUCUUUCUAGAUAUACAGAGAUGGUUGAUGAUGUUAUCAGAAUUCAAGCUGAAAAACUUCAACAGGGUAGUGAACUUGCUCGAGUGAGGCUCAAGGAAAUGGACUUGCCUGAUUCAAUUCUUGCAUUAGAGGGAAAUAUCUCUAUGCCUAUAGCCCUGAAAGAAGAAGUAGAGGCUGUACAGAUUUGUGGUGGCGCAGCUGGUUUGGAAGCCGAGCUACAGCAACUCAAAGAUCUAAGUACUGUGAACCAUGAACUGUUGGUGCAAACUGAGGAGCUUUUGCAAAAAGAGGCAACAGAAGAUGCAAAGUUCAGGAGCCAAUUUGGAACUCGAUGGACUAGACCUCAAUCAAGUACUCUAACAAAGAAUUUGCAUGACAGAUUAAACAGGUAUGCAGCAAAUUUGAAGCAAGCUGCAGAAAGUGAUGCUAGAAUUGAGCGGUCUGUGAGGGAUCAUGCAACACUCUUGUCAAUCCUUGACCGCCACCCAAUUGAAUCUGUUCUUCCAUUCCUGGCAAGACCAAUUAUGUCUCUGGAUGCCAAUGAAGAUGCUACUGUAGGAGUUCUGAAGCAGAGCCUGAGGCAAAUAGAGAGUCUUGGUGCUCAAAGAGCUGGUCUUGAAGACAUGCUGAAGGAGAUGAAGAGGAAGGAUGAUAUCUUGCCCAAGUUAAUGACAUCUAGUGGCUCCAUUGAAGAUCUUUUUAGAAAAGAGAUUGGGAAGUAUGACAAUAUUUGUGAAGAAAUUGCAAAAAAUCUUGAGGCACAAGAGCAGCUAUUAAUACAAAUUCAGGCUCAAAAUGAGGAUUUUGCCGCAAUCUUCAAUCUCGAAGACUAUAAAGCAUCCCGGGAGAAGGUUUACAAGCAAAUUGAAUCUGCGGUAGCAAAAUAUCGAGAAAUCAAGGACAAUAUUAAUGAAGGCAUGAAGUUUUAUGUCACUCUUCAGGAUGCUAUCACAAACAUAAAGCAGCAGUGCAGCGAUUUUGUGAUGACUAGAAAUAUUCAAUGCCGGGAAAUGAUUGAUGAUGUUCAAAGACAAAUUUCAGGUCUGAGUUUUAAGGAUGCUAAAACAUCAGGUGGCUAUAAAUACCCUUCAGGUGGGCAACCCCAUACUCAAAGAUCAUCUCCUCAACAGACUGACCCUGCAACUGUCUCCAAUGCAGUUCGACUCCAAUCUCCUCCACCUUAUCAGCCUCAGCAGCAGCCAAGUAUCCAUGGAUAUGCCCAAAAUCAUCCUGCUUAUGGAGCACCACAACAACCACCACAUUAUCCUUUGCAAGCUUCCGGUCCCGCAUACCCACCUCCUCAUCAACAACAACAGCCGCCUCAACCUACUUAUCCUGGGUGGCAUAAUCCGUACCAUAAUGUCCCUCCGCAGCCAGGGUCUAUGCCUCCACCUCCAUACACUAUUCCUCGAUACCCACCACCCAACCAGAGCAGCUAUUAUAGACAGUGAUUGUGAUUUUCACUUUCUAGUUUCCUCCUGGUGUAUUGAUUCAUCGGUUGAAUAUAAAAAGAAUGCACUUAAUACAAGAAUUUCAAAGAGUGGAGGCACAUUUGUUUGCAUAAUGCUCUAUGUAAAUGAGUAUAAUUCAUAGUUCAUGCCCAUUGAAUUUGGAAGUACUUGUUGUAUAGGGUUUUCUUGUUCGAUCAUAUAUUGAUUUAUGUUCCUUAAAAUUCGUUAUGCACUGUCAAGCCCCAAUCUGUGUAAUGUUUUGCCAUUCUGGAAUUCCAGAACUUGCUUUAUGUAUCUUUUACUGAUGUAAAUGAAUCAUGAAAAAAUAAUAAGUUUAUUGGUAAUUG